AAUGCACUAAUAUAAGCAAAAUAAUUAGGCAAGCAGAUGAGCUAUUGUUUUAUUAACCACACUAGAUGGUGUCGAAAAACUCAACUUGUAAAAGACUUUUUGAUCCUCUCUUCUAGGGAUAAUGGAUUAAAAACUCAUAAGUAACGCAGUAAGCAGGUAGCACAGUUAUUAUAAAUUCUUUCCUAAAAGUUUAACAUUAAAAAAUCUAAAUUUAACACAAGCAAUAAUUACACUUUAAUCUGAAAUAGAGAAUUUACAAAACUAGCAUCUCAAGUCAGGAGUUUCAAAAUUGUCUCUUUGGUGGGUAUUUUGAAGUUCGAGGCAGCGUAGUAAUAUGUCGUAACUGUUGAUCAAAUUACUUGAGAAUAUGAAAAUAUCGUACUCGUUGACGAAGGAUGGAAUUCAAACUUUGCAUUUAUGAUAAAGUCUCAACUUGAACUCCAACCAAGUCCAAUUCUUUGGCUGUCUGUCAUGUUUAACAAUUUGUGCUUUCAAAAAUUUUUAUUUAAUCUUGCAAAACUAGGAUGAUGGAUUGAAAAUUGAACACUAAU
Molecule: messenger RNA, 551 nt
Organism: Paramecium octaurelia
Lineage: Eukaryota; Ciliophora; Oligohymenophorea; Peniculida; Parameciidae
Source: the annotation of a GenBank genome assembly